Platichthys flesus (European flounder) is the source of this 3252-nucleotide messenger RNA. RefSeq names its product acyl-CoA oxidase 3, pristanoyl (gene acox3). The transcript has 20 exons. Gene Ontology annotation, molecular function: FAD binding; fatty acid binding; pristanoyl-CoA oxidase activity. The coding region runs from base 116 to 2221 and encodes 701 amino acids. Gene Ontology annotation, cellular component: peroxisome. Gene Ontology annotation, biological process: lipid homeostasis; fatty acid beta-oxidation using acyl-CoA oxidase. Lineage: Eukaryota; Metazoa; Chordata; Actinopteri; Pleuronectiformes; Pleuronectidae. The record is from RefSeq and is a predicted model, not a curated record.
UGUCAGAACAGAGGCGUGUCUUGGAAGUUGUAAACAGAGCGGUACGCAGGUCAGCUUUACACCUGGAGGAGAAGAAACAACAGAAAAACUUUAACAGAAAAAGUUGACGUAUAAGAUGAUGGAGCAUGAAGUAGCUGACCUCCCUUGUGGCCCCCUGGACAUCUACAGGAAAAAAGCCUCUUUCAAUUGGAAGGACAUGGUCCGCUUCAUAGAUGGAGAGGAUAUACUGACAUUCAAGCAACAUGUAUUCAAGACACUGGAGAAUGAUCCUUUAUUUGCUCGUCAAUCGGGUGAAGACAUUGCUAUGGAGAAAAUGAGAGAGCUGACCUUUCUCAGGGUGAAGCAGCUCUUCCGCUAUGACUUCAUAACAAAAGAUGAGGCAAUGGCCAAUCCCUGGAAAACUGCUGUCCUCAGUGACUGUCUGGGAAUGUAUGACUGGUCCAUGACCUCUAAGUACUCCCUCAACAAAGGGAUGUUUGGAGCAACUAUUGCCAACAGUGGAUCACGGAGACAUCACAAAUAUAUUGAAAACACUGACAACAUGACGACAUUUGGAUGCUUUGCACUGACUGAACUGAGUCAUGGCAGCAAUACCAGAGCCAUGAGGACCACAGCCACGUAUGACCCGUCUACCCAGGAAUUUGUGAUCCACUCUCCAGACUAUGAGGCUGCCAAGUUCUGGGUGGGGAACCUUGGUAAGACUGCCACCCAUGCUGUGGUGUUUGCUCAGCUCUACACUCCCGACCAAGUCUGCCACGGCCUGCACUCCUUCAUCGUCCAGGUGAGGGACCCAAAUACCCUGCUGUCUCUACCGGGUGUAAUGGCUGGAGAUAUUGGAAAGAAGCUGGGCCAGAAUGGAUUGGAUAAUGGGUUUGUUAUGUUCAACAAUGUGAGGAUCCCACGGGAGAAUCUACUGAAUAAGACAGGAGAUGUUACUUCUGAUGGCCACUACAUUACACCAUUCAAGCUCAGCUGCUGCCUUCUGAAACCAGACUCAAACAAGCGUUUCGGAGCAUCUCUCGGUGCCCUGUCAGGGGGCAGGGUGUACAUCACCAGGAUGGCUCUGACCAACCUGAAGCUAGCUCUGGUUGUGGCCAUCCGCUUUUCAGCAACCAGGAGACAGUUUGGACCAAAGGACUCGGAUGAGAUUCCGGUUUUGGAGUACCAGCUACAGCAAUGGCGUCUGAUCCCGUAUCUGGCAGCAGCCUAUGCUCUUGAACACUUCACCAAAUCUAUCUUCAUGAAUUUUGUUGAGUUCCAGAUUGGGCAGAUGAUGAAUAGCAAAGACGACAUUCAAGCAGAGAUGGGCAGGGAGAUCCAUGCCAUAGGCUGCUCCAGUAAACCAUUGGGUUCAUGGACUGCUCAGAAGGGGAUUCAAGAAUGCAGGGAGGCCUGCGGUGGACAUGGAUACCUGGCCAUGAAUCGGCUGGGUGAUCUUCGGGAUGACAAUGACCCAAACUGCACAUAUGAAGGAGACAAUAAUCUGUUGCUGCAACAGACCAGCAAUUACUUGCUCAGCUGGCUACAUGCCAAGCAUCAUGAUGGUAUGCGGAUUGAGUCUCCCUUUCAUAGUGUGGAUUUCCUUGAUGAUUUCCAGAAGAUUCUGGGAAGCAAAUUUACACCAACAGCAAUGGAGGAGUGUAUGGACUCUGCAGUGCCACUGGCAGCAUAUAAUUGGCUGGUGUGUUUCCUGUUGAAAGAGAGUCAGAAGAGGCUAGAACAGCAGAGGGCUUUAUCCAAGGAUGAGUUUGAGACCUCUAACAACAGCCAGGUAUACUACUGUCGUUCCCUUGCCAUUGCCUACAUUGAACAAAACUGCCUCCGGAGAUUUCAUAAACAGACAAUGGAUCAGACCACGCCAGCUUCUCUCAGACCAGUGCUAAGCAAACUCUGUGCCUUGUAUGGCCUGUGGAGCCUCAGCAACCACAUGGCCACACUGUAUCAGGGUAAUUACAUGAGUGGAAAGAAGCCAGCAGAGUUGGUUCAGAUGGCCAUUCUCACUCUCUGCUCCCAGCUAAAGGAUGAUGCAGUAGCAUUGGUGGACAUAUUUGCACCCACUGAUUUCAUCCUCAACUCACCCAUUGGCAAUGCUGAUGGACAGCUUUACAAAAACCUAUGGUCAACAGUGUUGCAGGGCAGCCAGGUGCUGGACCGUCCUUCCUGGUGGAAAGAGUUCUGCUCAGACAAACCUGUGGUCGGAUCUCUGCGUCCAAAACUCUAGAAGCCAAACACAAUCUGCAGGCGAAGUGUCUGAAUGUUCUACGAGUGUAAAACUUUGCAUUGUGGCAACACAACUGUGUUUUGAAGACAAAAAAUUAUCAUUAUUGUAAUCGCUAUAAAUCUUACAUGGUGAAUACCCUACCAAGUGGUUCAUAUGUUGGUAAAGGAAAUUUGUGAUUUGAAUUGAUCCAGCCUCUUAGCAUGUUUAGUUAAUUAGCUAGUCAGAAAGUGCCAAUGAGUUGCUAAGAAACUUUUUUGCAAUUGUCAACAUUGUUCAUUAUAGCUGAAACAGGCAGUCAAUUAAUUAACUACUCGACUAUUUGAAAAUGUAACAGCAACUCAAUUUAUUUUCACAAAAAUAAUGAACCGAUGUGAUUGUACAAUUCUGAUAAUAUUCACUGCACCUGAAUUGUUCCUAUUUGCUCAUUCAAACAUGGUCGGUGGAACAUCCACUCAGAUUCCUGAGAUAUCCUCAAAAAACUUUUUUUCCUCUAAAUGAUAAACAUACCAUAACUCUUACAUUCUCAUUGUUGUAAUUAGACUAAUUAAAAGGCAUAUAUAAUAAAGAAACCUGUAGAUUUAAACUCUGUGUGUCACUGGAAUUCAGUCCCUGAUUAUGUAGUCUUUGUGGCCUUUACAAGUAUCAUUGCAAGUGCCCUUAAAUUUCCAAGUGUGUCCUGUGGAAAUUACACAUCCUUAAAUAUUACUGGCUGUAAAUACUGGUUUGUGUGACAUUACUUCAGUGUUUUAGAACUUAAUGUCUCAUUAAAUAUGUAAAAACAUGUUUAAAGAAAAUAUUCUUAUAAUCUACAGCUGCUAUGUUGAUUGUUAAAUUUGCAUUCAGACAUUACACAAGUAUAUACUAUCAAACUUAUAUUCUAGAACAUUAUUUCUCAAGCUCAAAUCUUAUAUUGCUUUUCGAACCAUAUAAAUCUGAAUGAUGUCUGAAUAGAAAUGUAAGUGUCAUGUAUUUCAUGUGAUCUGAAUCAUGUAUGAAGUAAUCUGUUAUCAUUAAACAUUUUAAAAAAUCCA